GCUUCUCGUCUUAUAAUUGUAACUAUUUCAUCUUGAAUGCGAAAAGUGUAAUAUGGUGCAGCUACAUUUCCACUGACUUUCGGAAGAAAUUGUAUUUAUUUAUAUGUAAACUCUUUUCUCGUGGCAUCUUUUCUGUCGGUGAAAUGAAUACAGGAAAAGAUUUAAAUGUUGUUACAGAACGAAGAGAUAUCACAAGUAGGCACACAUUACGACGUAAUCAAGAAACGGACAAUCCUUGUUACAAGGAGCAUCUCAUGUCCCUAAAAUGCCUCAAUUCUGAUAAACCUCGGGAGACAUGCCAGCCAUAUUUCAUCAAUUACAAGAAUUGUAAAGAUUUCUGGGCUUCUGUGCAACAUGAACGCAAAUUGAAAGAUAUCAAACCAUACCUGCCACUUCCGGAGGAACGUGCCAAAAUAAAGAUUGAUUUCCUAAACUCAAGAUAGUGAUAGAUACAGCACACGGCUUCAUUUGUAAAAAUAUUGUUUAUUCCGUAAUAUUCUUCGGUAUCUUGCAAUAUUACAUUGUAAUAUAUUAUAAUACGUAUGUAUAUAGUCCAACAAAGUUUAUAUAUAAGCUUGAAAUAUA
Acromyrmex echinatior (Panamanian leafcutter ant) is the source of this 585-nucleotide messenger RNA. RefSeq lists its product as uncharacterized. The record is from RefSeq and is a predicted model, not a curated record. NCBI's taxonomy places the organism in Eukaryota, Metazoa, Arthropoda, Insecta, Hymenoptera, Formicidae. Gene Ontology annotation, biological process: mitochondrial respiratory chain complex assembly. Gene Ontology annotation, cellular component: mitochondrion.